UUGUUCAGCUGUUAUGCGCCCACACUGGAAGCAUCGAAGGAAAAAAAAGAUCAGUUUUAUAAACAGCUUAACACAGCUGUAAACGCGACGCCAUCUGAACACCAAUUGUUUGUGCUAGGUGACUUCAACACACGAGUAUGUGUAGAUCAUGACAUAUGGCGCGGGGUGCUUUGGCGAAAUGGGGUUGGUAAACAAAACUUAAAUGGAAUCAGGCUUCUUGUGUUCUGCGCAGUGCAAAAACUGGCAGCGACAAACACGGUCUUCCAACAGUCAAACAAGCUGAAGACUACAUGGAUGCACCCACGAUCGGGACACUGGCACCUGAUCGAUUAUGUCAUCACAAGACAAAGAAACCUACGCAACGUUCGCCUCACCAGAGCGAUUCGAGCGACAACUGUCUGGUCUGAUCAUCAUCUUGUC
Helobdella robusta is the source of this 420-nucleotide messenger RNA. RefSeq lists its product as hypothetical. The annotation marks the transcript as partial. The record is from RefSeq and is a predicted model, not a curated record. The transcript has a single exon. Gene Ontology annotation, cellular component: nucleus. Gene Ontology annotation, biological process: chromatin remodeling. Lineage: Eukaryota; Metazoa; Annelida; Clitellata; Rhynchobdellida; Glossiphoniidae.